Molecule: messenger RNA, 3857 nt
Organism: Seriola dumerili (greater amberjack)
Lineage: Eukaryota; Metazoa; Chordata; Actinopteri; Carangiformes; Carangidae
Gene: afap1
Product: actin filament associated protein 1
Exons: 17
Coding region: 152-2374 (740 amino acids)
Cellular component (GO): cytosol
Molecular function (GO): SH3 domain binding; SH2 domain binding
Source: RefSeq, a predicted model, not a curated record
UUGGUAGAAAGGGAAUAAGCGGAGGUUGAAACAGGAGACAGAAAACGUCUCAAAGUCGGUGUGUGGGGAUUUUACUUCUUCCGAGGAGCUGUUGGGCACGCGCCUGCUCCUGUGUGCGUUGUCGGGCGGAUUAGAUGAGGAUCACUUCACGAUGAGGAGCGACCCUGUUCUGUUCACGACCAGUAGGGCAAUGGAGGAGCUGGUGUGUGAGCUUCGUCUGUUCCUGGACCUGCUGGACAGGGAGUAUCUGAGUGCCGGGGUCCGAGAGAAGAAGAUGCACCUCUCCAACAUCCUCCACAGAGUCCUCUCCGACAAAGAACCUUCAUUCAAGUCAGAGAUCCACAGUGGUCUACCGGCCCCACCUCAGAUGCCCCUCCCUGAGAUCCCUCACCCCUGGCUGCCUGCAAACAACGGCCCUCCUCCACUGCCCAGCUCCUCUCUACCAGAAGGCUACUAUGAGGAGGCGGUUCCUUUAAGCCCUGGAAAGGCUCCUGAAUACAUCACCUCCAACUAUGACUCAGAUGCCAUGAGCAGCUCCUAUGAGUCGUACGACGAGGAAGAGGAGGAUGGGAAGGGCCAGAAGAUGCAUCACCAGUGGCCGUCUGAAGAGGCGUCCAUGGAUCUGGUGAAGGACGCCCGGAUCUGUGCAUUCCUGCUGCGCAAGAAACGCUUCGGCCAGUGGACCAAACUCCUCUGUGUCAUAAAAGAUAACAAACUGCUGUGUUACAAGUCUUCCAAAGACCACACCCCCCAAAUGGAGCUCACCCUGUCUGGGUGCAGCAUCACACACAUCCCCAAAGAUGGAAAGAAGAAGAAGCACGAACUGAAGAUCGUCCACCAGGGGGCAGACGCCCUGGUGUUGGCUGUGCAGAGCAAAGAACAGGCUGAGGAAUGGCUAAAGGUGAUGAGAGAGGUGUGUGUUAAUGGGAGCGUAGACUUGGAUGGAGCUGGAGCUGGAGCUGGAUCUGGAUCGCCUGUGCACAAACCUGAACUGGAAAAGAAGGCAUCAUGUGACAGGCCGAGCUCCGAUGGAGAGGCGGCGCAUGAGAAUGGACACAGUGACUGCAAGGAGCAAGGAAAAGGAAAGAAGAACUCAAAGUCAGAGCACAAGACAGGGACAGUGGGGAAAGGUGCAGGGAAGAAGAUCACUAAGAUCAUCGGGCUGGGUAAGAAGAAGCCGUCCACAGAUGAGCAGACCUCGUCGGCAGAAGAAGACGUACCCACAUGUGGUUACCUGAACGUGUUGUCCAAUAACCGCUGGCGGGAGCGCUGGUGCCGCCUGAAAGACAACCAGCUGCUCCUCCAUAAAGACCGAGACGACCUGAAGAGCCACAUUGCCUCUCUGCCUCUCCGAGGCUGCGAGGUCAGCCCCGGCCUCGACCACAAGCACCCCUUUGCCUUCCGCCUGCUUCGUAACAGCCAAGAGGUGGCUGUACUGGAGGCCUCCUCCUCAGAGGAGAUGGGUCGCUGGUUGGGGGUUUUGUUGGCAGAGACUGGCUCCACCACGGACCCAGCCACCCUGCACUAUGACUACAUCGACGUCGAGACCACCGCCAACGUCAUCCAGUUGGCCAAGCAGUCCUUCUGUUUCACCAGUAAGCGUGCUGUCUCCCCUAACCCGUACCUGGACAACCCAGUCAACGGCUAUGCCUGCCCCACUGGAAUGGCUCUGCACUAUGAUGAUGUGCCCAUUAAUGGAACGCUGAAGGGAAAGAAGGGCACAGUCACCAAUGGGAUGACAUCAAAACAGAAGGCAGAGCCAAAGAACCAGUCCAAGAAGAAUGGAGUUCAUGGGACAGCCUCUCUGAAACGCAACAACUCCAAUGCAGAGCAGUGCAAGUAUGGGAAGAACCGUGUGGAGGCAGACGCCAAACGGCUGCAGACCAAGGAGGAAGAGUUGAUGAAGAAGAAGCAGGAGAUCAGGAACCAUCUGACCCAGCUGAAAAAGGAGAGGAGAGACAUGCGCACUGCUGUGGAGGCUGCUGCUGGCAAGCGUUCUCAUGGCUCCCUGUCGGAGCGGCUUAAGAAGGUGGAGGAGGACUGCCGGCAGAAGGAGGAAGAGAGGGUGAACCUGGAGCUGGAGCUGACAGAGGUGAAGGAGAGCCUGAAGAAGGCCCUGAGCGGAGGGGUCACUCUGGGCCUUACCAUUGAACCAAAAGCUGGCUCCUCUGGCCUCCAGUCACCCUCAAUGUUGAGACGGACACAGGAGUCUUCUCCUUUCUCCAGCUGCGACACCAGUGACACAGAGUCCUGCUCCCUGCCAGUCAACAGCGCUUCGCUGCUGCGCCGACAGCAGGGCGGUCAGAAGGCCUCACCGGUUCGUGGACACGUCCUCAGGAAGGCCAAGGAAUGGGAGCAGAAGAACGGCACAUAAACCACUCAACCCCUCACAUCAGUCUCACUUUAAGUCCUUUUCUUCUUUUUAAGAAAUUGUCUAUAUAUUUAUUUAUAGCUGUUCAUACAGACCGAUAGCAUGGAGGAGGACACAGUCAUAGCAUUCACAUGGACCAAAACAAGUGGCUGGUUUUAGUAUACUGUAAGUACCACAGCAUACAGACAUAGCAACCUUUUUAAACGUUUGAACUAGUGAGCAGGCUUAGUGUACUGAGGUGUGCAGCUUGUGUUGUCCACUGUACCUUCUUUUUUAAGCAAAGACCAGUCUUUUUUUUCCACUCAAAUUCUUACAGCAGUUUGGGUUCAAAAAGAUCAAAGUCAAAACCAAGUAUUUAUUUGUAAAUGUUUAAAGGAAAUACUAGCUUCCCUUUGUUUAUUUAUGUUGAUUUAUUUAAAGGGUUUUUUGUAGAAUUUGGUUAAUUAAUGAUUAUCAUUCAUGGGUGUCAGCAUCGGCACACAAAGUGCACCUUUAAGGGUCACAAUAAUCAUAACACACACCAGCUGUGAAACAAUGCAGCUCCUUUCUAAGAGUUAUUUCAAGAAGCAGUUAUUUGACUUAUUCUAUCAUCCGAUAAGCUGAAAACCACUGAAACACUGGGAGGUUGACUUGCAUGGCUGUGACACAUGUUCAAAUGAAUACAAGGCUGAGCCUGGACCAGAGAAGAGGCGCAUGAAGUGCAUAAGAACUGCAUAUGUUGAUCCGACUUGUUAUUGUUGGGUCAGCGCAAAGACAUUUUUACGCACAAAAAGUAAUAUAUCACUAGGAAUUUUUUCCAACCAAUCCAUGGUCAGACUAAUUCACAAUUGCAUUUUUAUGUCCGUAUCCAAAGUGAAAUUUGAUGGUAUAUGUGGGUAAUGGUGAAUCCCCUGUUUAUUAAGUCUAUUUCCUGAGAGAAACCGUCAUUUAUGGGAUAUAGACAUCCAGCAUACUUUCCUUUCCUGGACGUCUAUAUAACUCAAAAAUGGACAAAAGUCAAGCAUCUAUGAGUUCCUCUGUAUAUGAAUCAGCCAGAACCCUGAGUCUCUUAAUAUGUCCAUGGCUUUUCUGCCCUCGAACCCAUAUACAUGUACGUUCCUGUACUCGUGUAGUAGUAGUUUACUGUACUACUACUAGAUCAUGAACUCAAAGAAAUAACAAAAACCUCUGACCUCUGGUUCCAUGUGGCUGUGCAGAGCUGUGGUUUUAUCUGAUUUAUGACAUGUUUGAAGAUUACUUGAACAUCAAUGUGUCUUUCCAUAAACAGUGACAUUAACAGUGACAGGAACUACUGUAUUCAUUCAGUAGGAAAUAUUCCUAAAUGAACCCAUUAGUAAAAUAACUGGCUGGAUGCCACUAGGGGUAAUUAAGAAAAGGUUUUUUAUGUGAACUGUCCCCUUAACUUUUACAUCUAUAUUGACUGAAGCGUAGAGUAUAAUAUUGAUUUGUGUUAGAAUAAUUUAUUCCUAAUAAAUAAAUAAAUAUU